Messenger RNA from Sordaria macrospora k-hell, 951 nucleotides. The record is from RefSeq and is a predicted model, not a curated record. NCBI's taxonomy places the organism in Eukaryota, Fungi, Ascomycota, Sordariomycetes, Sordariales, Sordariaceae.
AUGCCCGACGCCAAAGGCCGCCGCAUCGCCCUCGGCUGCGAAGGUUCCGCCAACAAGCUCGGCAUUGGCAUCAUCGCGCACGACCCCGUAACCGGCGAACCGACCGUCCUCUCUAACGUGCGCGACACCUUCGUCUCUCCUCCGGGGACCGGUUUCCUACCCAAGGACACAGCCCGACAUCACCGGGCUUACUUUGUGCGCGUAGCCAAGAAGGCGCUCUCGGCCUCUGGAGCUGGUGGGCGUAAACCACUGCGUGGGUCACAUCGAGAUGGGGCGGGCGAUAACGGGGGCGUCGAACCCGUGGUGCUGUACGUGAGUGGCGGCAACACGCAGGUGAUUGCGUACGCGGAGCAGCGGUACCGCAUCUUUGGCGAGACGCUGGAUAUUGCCGUCGGUAACUGCCUGGACCGGUUCGCGCGCACGCUAGAGAUCAGCAACGACCCGGCGCCUGGGUACAACAUUGAGCAGCUGGCGAAGCAGGGCGGGCGGGUGCUGUUGGAUUUGCCGUACGCGGUCAAGGGGAUGGAUUGUUCGUUUAGUGGAAUCCUCGGCAGGGCCGAUGACUUGGCGGCGCAGAUGAAGGCUGGCGAGCCGGGUCCUGACGGCGAACCGUUUACGCCGGCGGAUCUGUGCUUCAGCUUGCAGGAGACGGUGUUUGCGAUGCUUGUCGAGAUCACGGAGCGGGCUAUGGCGCACGUCGGCAGCAACCAGGUCCUCAUUGUUGGCGGUGUCGGUUGUAACGAGCGACUACAGGAGAUGAUGGGCGCAAUGGCGGCGGAGCGAGGCGGAAGUGUUUACGCGACGGACGAACGGUUCUGCAUCGAUAAUGGCAUCAUGAUUGCCCAUGCUGGUUUGUUGGCCUACGAGACGGGCUUCCGGACGCCGCUUGAGGAAAGCACAUGUACACAACGCUUCAGAACCGACGAAGUCUUCGUCAAGUGGAGGGACUAA